This is a messenger RNA of Ustilaginoidea virens, 501 nucleotides long. RefSeq lists its product as uncharacterized. NCBI's taxonomy places the organism in Eukaryota, Fungi, Ascomycota, Sordariomycetes, Hypocreales, Clavicipitaceae. The transcript is spliced from 2 exons. The coding region runs from base 1 to 501 and encodes 166 amino acids. The record is from RefSeq and is a predicted model, not a curated record.
AUGCCUCGGGGCCAGCGCUCAAAGGCACGCCAGACGCAGAAUCAUCAGGGCAACCGCCACCAUGGGCCCUUCUUCCCCGCCAGUGACAACCAAACCACUCCUCGUCCGAGUACGCGGCCCAGGAGUCUGGCACCCGUCGGCAGAAACACAGACAUGGCCGUCGGGCCGAAGAACCCAGAUGCGACGCUGCAACCUGUGAUUCGGGUGCCGCGCCGGGCGACCUCCGUCUGCGGCGUGCGGCGUGCGGCGUGCGGCGUGCGGCUUUUGCGGCAGGUGGGGCGAGCUCGGGCCCGGGCGGGCGGGAAUCUCCGACAGCUCGGCCGGAGCGCCGCCGCACGGCCCACCUUGUGGAAGCGCCCCCGGUUCCCGGGCGGCCAGCCACGUCAGCCGCUGGUUGCUGCCCGCUCUGUGCAGAAUGUGACGCCGCGCCGUGGUCAUCAUCUACUACGAGGCCAGCACCGCGAUGCCAGCUCCAGCGCUGAGAGCCGUCUCUGGUGUUGA